CAAAAAAAAAAAAAAAAGAAAGAAACUUUCCGUGCCAAGGCUUCCUGGAGGCUUCUGUGUGUGUGUGUGUCGGACCCGAUGGACGAGGAAGACAUGAACUGAACAUGGUGCUGAUGGCCGAGCAGGCGGACAGACCUCCGACCCCGCUGCUCUCCGCCCCGGAGCAACUUUUCAACCGGGAGUCCCGGGGGAAUCGGUCUGAGCUGGAUCCUGGAGGGGAGAGGAGGCCGAGGAGGCCCGGAGGGUCACCUGGAGACUUCCAGCUGUGUCCGGACUCCGAGGCGGACCCGCCGGAGAGCAAGAGGAAACCAGCCAGCAUGAGAUUGAAACCAGUGGAGCCGCUCGCGCCAGCGCUGAGUCCCAGUGACUGUGAAACAAAGUUCGAGAGGAAGAAAUCUCAGCACAGUCAAUUAUCGAAGCCAAACGCCCAGUAUCACAAGUUAUUCAAGGAGAUCCCAAGAGAGGAGCUCCUCAAACAAAGCUACACGUGCGCCCUGCAGAGAGACAUUUUAUAUCAGGGCAGAAUGUUCCUCUCCGAUAACUGGAUCUGCUUCCACUCCAAAGUCUUUGGCAGAGACACCAAGAUUUCCAUCCCAGUGGUGUCUGUGACGUUCAUCAAAAAAACUAAAACGGCACUGUUGGUGCCAAACGCCCUCGUGAUCGAAACGAUAAGCGAUCAGCAUGUGUUUGUUUCCUUCCUCUCCCGAAACACCACCUACAAACUCCUGAAUUCCAUCUGCGUUCAUUUGGAGGCGGAUAAGACUGGUAGCAGCCCCGUUAUUUCCUCCUGUGAGAACAGCUUCAGGGUGAAAUGCCCAACGUUGCUUCCUUUGGACCUUUCUGCAGACUUCUCCGACCUCGAUGGAGUUGUGCAACAAAGGCGUCAGGAGAUGAUGGAGAGCAGCAGCUCCGGCUCUCAAACUCCGGAUUACGACAAAAUAACUGACUUCACCGGCCUCCCGGACACGUUUCUAAGUGCAGUGAAGAGCGCCGAAGUUUCAGUCCACGCGGACAUUCAUCUUCAGACUCAGAGCCAAAAACACGGAGCUGCCCAGAAGAACGGGUCUCCAAAGCUCAAAGACAAGCCCUCGCAGCCCUUGUCCUUACAAGCCAUCCUGCUCCUCUAUUUGUUUUUAGUCGGCGUUCUCGUCUUGUCCUCCUGUUACAUGGCGUUCAAGAUCGUGGCUCUCGAGCACCGUUUGAACUCCUUGGUGUCGGUGGGGCAACACAUCCGUAAAGAACACGCGGUGAGUCACCGGCCUCAGGAAGAAGUGAAUGCAGAGAUUUAUGGAGAACUAUCUUCCAACUUGUUCAAGCUAGAAAAGAUUCAAAGAAACCUUCGGAAGCUACUUGAGGAGACUUGAAAGAAGACUUUUGUCCCGUCUGGACCGAAGCUUUUCUGUUCCGUGAGAGAUGUUGGUUCGUCACCGAGGAUCAGCGGGGGUCUCGUUUGUCAAUAGUUUAGUUGCCGGACAGCUGACGCAGAAAGCUUUCUCAAAACAGAUUGAACUCUCACUUUUAAAUUGUGCAAUAAUAGCUUCUUUCCUCGCUCCACUCAGGACUAUUUUAUUACUUUUUCAGAACAAAAUAUUGUGCAGGAGGGUAAAAACUGAGGCAGCGUGUUGGUGAAGUGAACAUUAUGUAUGCGGUAUUUAUCUGGGAGCUUUUAUUUUGUACAUAUAUUUUGUUUUUUUCAAUAGUGGGACUUUUUUUAAGGUCCAAGCGUCAUAUUUCAAUGUUUUCCAAACAUUUCUUAAAAGGUCAAUUACAUUAUAUUUAAGUCAUGUGUUAAAAAAAAAAAAAAAAAAGAAUCACUCCAAUAUGGAUGUUAGUAGAAUAUAUUUGAAUGACAUGGAAAGUCAACUUCUUGUUACAGUGUGUUGUAUCAGAAGAUAGAAAAUUAGCUGCUUAUUUGAGAGGAAGUUUGCUCGUUGAAACAUCUCAUAGUUUUUCUUGUUGUAAAUGUUUUUAAAUGUAAUAUUUCAUUGAAAGAGCUUCUCAGCUGAUAAUAGUUUUUUUUAAAACUUUUUAAAUUGUCCCUUAUUUUUUCCUCAGUUAUUACAGGAGCAAUAGAAGAGAAAGUGCUUGUGCUUUAAAACUGUGGUGGUUUGUUUACAUUUAGAUCUCAGACUGUGCCUUUUUAACGUUUAUCGUUUGUAUCGCAGUCUUGAAAUAAAUGUCUCGGAUACA
Messenger RNA from Cyclopterus lumpus (lumpfish), 2190 nucleotides. Its product is annotated as GRAM domain-containing protein 2B-like. The record is from RefSeq and is a predicted model, not a curated record. Lineage: Eukaryota; Metazoa; Chordata; Actinopteri; Perciformes; Cyclopteridae. The transcript is spliced from 14 exons. Bases 105 to 1364 code for a protein of 419 amino acids.